Messenger RNA from Mesitornis unicolor (brown roatelo), 891 nucleotides. It is a transcript of the gene CETN3, whose product is annotated as centrin, EF-hand protein, 3. The transcript has 4 exons. Gene Ontology annotation, biological process: spindle pole body duplication. Gene Ontology annotation, cellular component: microtubule organizing center. Gene Ontology annotation, molecular function: microtubule binding; calcium ion binding. The record is from RefSeq and is a predicted model, not a curated record. Lineage: Eukaryota; Metazoa; Chordata; Aves; Mesitornithiformes; Mesitornithidae. The annotation marks the transcript as partial.
GAAUGAGCUUUCAGUAGACAAGACUAAAAAGAAGAAAAGAAGAGAACUGACUGAGGAACAGAAGCAAGAAAUUAAAGAUGCCUUUGACUUGUUUGAUACAGACAAAGAUAGAGCAAUAAAUUAUCAUGAAUUAAAGGUGGCAAUGAGAGCCUUGGGUUUUGAUGUGAAAAAAGCUGAUGUACUGAAAAUACUUAAAGAUUAUGAUCGAGAAGCAACAGGCAAGAUCACCUUUGAAGAUUUUAAUGAAGUUGUGACAGACUGGAUAUUGGACAGAGACCCACAAGAAGAAAUACUCAAGGCAUUCAAAUUGUUCGAUGAUGAUGACUCUGGUAAAAUAAGCCUGAGAAACCUGCGCCGGGUUGCUAGAGAACUUGGUGAAAAUAUGUCUGAUGAAGAACUGCGGGCUAUGAUUGAAGAAUUUGAUAAGGACGGAGAUGGAGAAAUCAAUCAAGAGGAGUUCAUUGCUAUUAUGACUGGAGAUAUUUAGCAUCAUAAGAAAAGAAGCGAACUGAGCACGAAAAGGAGGAAUCAUUGACAGCUUCCAUUACAAUGUUGUGUACUUCCUUUCAUUUCUGUAGCUGAAGCAAUGCAGAAAAUUACUUUCCUCAUAGGACCAAAGUAAAGACAGCUUAUAUGCACUGAUAGUUCAGUAUGUUGUACCACUAGAUAUUAUCACUGGAAUAAUUGGUAUAUCAUUUUAGAACAAGUAAGUUAUGCUGCAUUUCGGAAUGUUUUGAGUACUCAUUUGUACAAUAGCUUUGUAUAGGAUUUUUAAAUUGUAUCAUAUUAUAGGAACCUUUUGAGGUUGACUUUGUGUUAGCAUUAGCUGUGGCCUUAGUUUUGAUACAUGAGGUUUGACAAACUUCCAUUUUAAUAAAAUAUUCUUUACUA